Messenger RNA from Drosophila serrata, 3644 nucleotides. It is a transcript of the gene ema, whose product is annotated as C-type lectin domain containing ema. The record is from RefSeq and is a predicted model, not a curated record. Gene Ontology annotation, cellular component: late endosome; Golgi apparatus. Gene Ontology annotation, biological process: regulation of autophagosome maturation; endosomal transport; vacuolar transport. Lineage: Eukaryota; Metazoa; Arthropoda; Insecta; Diptera; Drosophilidae.
AACGAUAACGAUACAUACACGAAUCGAAGCAACAGCUGACUUAUUACACUUGUGUUGUUCGUGAAGAAGAAGAGCUUGGUUGAAAAAUCGCAAUUUGCUAAAUUACAAAACAAGAAUCGUGGAAUUUUAAGGUCCAUUCCAGUGGUUUCAUGUGAUCCAUGCCAGUUGCAUACAAAAAAACACGGAAACAGCACAAUCGCCAGCAGAGUGAUAUGAAAACAGCCAGGUGGAGCGUGGCCAGUUGAUUCCAGUCGCCCAGUCGCGUCAUCCAGCAUGUUCCGGAGUCGCAGCUGGUUCGGCGGUCCCUGGGGCGGGCGUCCCAAGAACCGCCUCUCUCUGGAACACCUCAAGUACCUGUAUAGCAUUUUGGAGAAGAACACCACCGUCUCUGAGAGCAACCGUGGCCUGCUGGUGGAGUCGUUGCGCUGCAUUGCGGAGAUCCUAAUUUGGGGCGACCAGCACGACUCUCUGGUGUUCGACUUCUUUCUGGAGAAGAACAUGCUAUCUUACUUCCUGCACAUCAUGCGGCAGAAGAGCGGCGGCUCUAGCUUUGUGUGCGUGCAGCUGCUACAGACGCUCAACAUUCUCUUUGAGAACAUACGAAACGAAACGUCGCUGUAUUAUCUGCUGAGCAAUAACCAUGUCAACUCCAUUAUGGUGCACAAGUUUGACUUUUCCGACGAGGAUGUGAUGGGCUACUACAUUCUCUUCCUGAAGACGCUCAGUCUGAAGCUAAACACCCACACCAUUCACUUCUUCUACAAUGAGCACACAAACGACUUUCCGUUGUACACGGAGGCCAUCAAGUUCUUUAAUCAUCCCGAGUCCAUGGUGAGGAUUGCUGUGCGAACCAUUUCCUUAAAUGUCUACAAAGUGCAGAACUCCAGCAUGCUGCGGUUCAUAAGAGACAAAACUGCUGCUCCGUACUUUAGUAACCUGGUUUGGUUUAUUGGCAAGCACAUUCUGGAACUAGACACCUGCGUGCGCACAGAUAUAGACCACCAGUCGAACCAGAAGCUAUCCAAUCUGGUGGCGGAGCACCUGGAUCACUUGCACUAUUUGAGUGACAUUCUGUUGCUGGACAUAAAGGACCUGAACGCGGUGCUCACGGAGCACUUGCUGCAUAAGCUGUUUGUGCCCCUGUACAUAUUUUCUUUGACGCCAGCCCCGCCGCCGCCUUCGCUGGCGGUGGUCACGCAGAAUCUGGCUGCCGUGCUUAAUCGGAAUGUGGACAUUGACAUACAGGAGAUGCACAAUCCACGCGUUAGCUCAAUCGUGGCCCUGUUCCUCCUCUCUCUGGUCUUUCUGGUCGUCUCCCAUGCGCCGCUGGUGCACGCCUUAGCCUGGGUCAUUCUCAACGGUGAUCACAGUGUGUUCAAGGAGGGCGCGGCCGAGAUUCUCAAUUCGUACGUGGAGCACCGCAAGGUGGUUGUGCCGGGAUUCGGUGAGCCCAACGAGAGUCUCGAGCAGGCCCUGGACACGGUCACCGGCCAGUCAAGUGGCUCUAGCUAUGCUCUAAGCGAAGACAGUGGUGUGGAAUCGUCAUCGCCAGCCGCCACGGAACUAGAAUUACAGGCGGAUGACACGGAAUCGGUAGAGACAAAACUGCUGCGAAACAUAACUGACGAAGAGAAACAAUUGCAGCUGCAGAAGUCAUCUUCCUUGGCGAAGGCUGACCUCGGUGAUAUGGCCAAGCCGUUUUUGGACACAGUCCUGCAGGCCUUGGACUGCACUGAGAACGACUACCUGGCUCUGCUGUCGCUGUGCCUCAUCUAUGCAAUGUCGCACAAUCGGGAUGGUGUCAAGAACGAGUGGUUUGAGCAGGUUCUGGCCAAGUCUACACGUGGUUCAUUCAGCUAUAAGACAGCCUUGAUAGAACAUCUGUUGGAUAUCAUCACACAGUCCAGUCAGCCAUCCUGCCGCAUUCGCCUGAUAACCGUUGAGAUUGCCCUGGAGCUGCUGGUUACCUUUACGCGCCCCAACUCGGAUGAGGCACGCUGCAUCACUCCCGCCCAGCAGGAUUUACUCUUCAGCGCCAGAAACCAGUCCAUGGCGGUGCUCCGCAACUUCUACAAGUCAGAGGAUAUCUUUCUGGAUCUGUUUGAAGACGAGUACAAUGAGAUGCGGAAGGCGCAACUGAAUGUGGAGUUCCUCUGCAUGGACUCUGCCAUCUUACUGCCUCCCACGGGUACGCCCCUCACGGGAAUCAGCUUUACGCGCCGCCUGCCCUGCGGAGAAGUGGAGAAGGCUCGGAGAGCCAUACGCGUCUACUUUCUCCUGCGCCGCACGUGCCAAAAGUUUUUAAACGAGAAGGAAUCUUUGCUGCCGCUGACAAACGUCGUUAAUCUGGUGCAGGUGGAGAAUGUGCUGGAUCUAAACAAUAGCGACCUGAUUGCAUGCACCGUGGUGGCAAAGGACAGCAGCAAGCAGAGGCGUUUCUUGGUCAUCGACGCCUUGCAGUUGAUUCUCGUUGAGCCAGAUGCCAAGCUGUUGGGAUGGGGCGUCGCAAAGUUUGUCGGUUUCCUGCAGGACGUGGAGGUGCAGGGCGACAAAGACGAUUCGCGCUGCCUGCAUAUAACUGUGCACCGCGGCGGAGUCACCCACAACCGCACACCGCUACUCUCGGCGAAAUUCCUGUUCGAUGACCACAUUCGUUGCAUGGCCGCCAAACAGCGGCUGACCAAGGGCCGCAGCAAGGCGCGCCAGAAGAAGAUGUAUCAGAUUGCACAGCUUAUCGAGAUACCCGGCCAGAUAGACUCGCCGGUGUUUGCUGUGGGCGGCACAAUAGCAACGUCCACGUCCAGUGGGAACAGCAGUGGCAGCAGCUCGCGCAGUGGCCACCAUCGACCCAUGUUCUCGACGGCUAACCGCGUGCCCGGAUUCGCUGCGGUUCUGCGGGGCAAUAACAGUGCCGGGGUCAGUCGCACCCAAAUGGCCCAGAAUCGCUCCAUCGAGGGCAUUCGGAAUGAAAGCGCAGGUCGCUCCCGCCGGCGCAGUCCCAGCAAUACAUCGGGCUCCAAUUUGAGGGCAGAUUACUCGGAUCGUGAGCGAUCGCCCAGUGUUAGUGUCGGCAGCCACAGUUCCUCUCAGUCGCGGGAGAACUCCCAGCCCAGAAGUGCCGGCACAAGAUCGAGGGAGAGCAGUCCCAGGAUGCCAAGGCCGCGGUCGGAGGAGAUACCCCUGGAGGAUUUCCAGCACUCACGUACCAACAGCCCGCACUCACGUGGCAACCCGUCUCCCUCCUCUCGAUCGCACACACCCACCCGGGUGCUCCACUAUGACCAGAUAUCUAUAUCCGGGCAUAGCGGAUCGCCCCGCGAACCAACAUUGAUAGCGGGCACAAAUGCCCUGCUGAGCCAAUUGAACGGAGUGACUAUGGCCCGGGAAGUGCUGCCGGUGCAGAGUUCGGAGGAGACAUCGUUCAUUGGCAGUGAUGGCGGCGAUUCCACUGGAGGUGGGUCGGAUAGCAGGCGACGGGGGCUAUAGAAACGGUCUAAGUUAGUUUAGAAAUUUUAGUAUUACAAGUUAAGGAGACGUUUAUGCUUAGAUUGUUGCUAACGUUUUGUUAUUCCAAUUAACUAAUACGGUGGUACAUAAUCUAUUUACUUUAUCAUUUUAAAUAAAAGUUCAUUUGACGAUUUUAA